GUGUACAUGACAAGCAUGAUUUUUGUGUCCUUAUGUAAAAGGGUUUUGUAGCAAUGCCUGACUUUUUCUAGUAAGAGCCACCGCCCUCCAAUUGCUUUUACAGGUUUAAAUCCAUCCUCCUUACUUCUGAACACCAAGAGAGCACAGAAGAGUAUGGAUUAGGAACUGUGUGGGUCUAGUGUAGGAACUUGUUAGAAAAUGAGUGACACUGGUGAUUAUGAUGAUGUACCUCAGCUUUCAUCCCAAGCCUUAGCUGCACUGCAGGAAUUCUACAUCGAACAGCAGCAGAAAAAUGACAUUAGGACAACAGAAAGAUGUGCUGAGUAUUCUCUGGGCUCAAUAGAAGAGAACUGGAAACUGAGCCAGUUUUGGUAUGAUUCUGAAACUGCACUCCGUUUAGCUAAUGAGGCUAUACAGGCAGUUGGAAAAGGUGGUAGUCCACAGACUGAGAUGAGCCAAGCGGUGCCUGAGAUGGGGAGCAAGAGGAGGCCAGACACUGUUGUCCGCAGUGAGGAAAAGAGGAAGAGCUCUGCACAGUGAAAGCCCUGCUGCACAUUCCGUUUCUGAAAUCAAUGAACGUGGCCGUUUAACUCUCUGCUGCAUUUCCACUGAUUGCCCAUAUGGGCCACUGUCGAGCCUCACCCUUCCUGGGCAGCGCCUUUUGAGCAUAAUACGAAAGCUGGACAUUCUUAGGAAGCCAAAUGUUCAAGCAUGCACAUGAAAUAAGCAUA
Gekko japonicus is the source of this 731-nucleotide messenger RNA. RefSeq names its product eukaryotic translation elongation factor 1 alpha lysine methyltransferase 1 (gene EEF1AKMT1). The record is from RefSeq and is a predicted model, not a curated record. Lineage: Eukaryota; Metazoa; Chordata; Lepidosauria; Squamata; Gekkonidae. The transcript has 4 exons. The coding region runs from base 199 to 540 and encodes 113 amino acids. Gene Ontology annotation, molecular function: protein-lysine N-methyltransferase activity.